GGGUUGUGGUGUGGCGCUGAGAGGUUCGCGGGCAGUUCUCUGUUACAUAGUUGUCUCGGCGGGAAUUUCAAUGUUCUCACAAACCUGUGCAUGAUUCAAGGCUAAGGCUUACACCGUAUAACAUUCCUUUGAAAGAAAAGCCGAUCGUGGGUCUAUUGAUAUAUAUAUAUAGAUAUAUAUUUUGAGUGACUAAUGUGGAAAAAAUAUAAGUGAGCUGAAAACAUUAUUAUCCAAUAACCGGUUGCAGCUGCGGAAAGUAUACUACAUUAUACUUUCCCACUAGAACGUUCUGGGAACCACUAGAACGUUCUUUCUCGUUGAUAUAUCACACCACUUGUGUUGGUGUUUAGUAUAUUAUAUUAGAUGAUUGAAACUGUCUUGGUGCAUCAUACUCAAAACAUAUCAAUCUUGAAUAUACAACUGGAAUUUGAAGAAUCAUCAACCAGUCUGUGAAACACCUGAUAUUCACCAGCAAGUCUUCAGACAAAAGGUGUUGGUGGGGUCGGAGUCGCUCACCAUGAGAGUAAAGAUGGUGAUGAUGGUGAUGGUGGUGAUGAUGGUGAUGAUGCCUGGUUCUCCAACACUCGCUAGCCAGGGCAUCGAUGAUUCGCUCUUCAGCUAUUACUGUUGUGUGUUCCAACACGCCUCGACCAUGUCCAGGGCAGAUCUGAUCACAUCCCUGAACGCCUUCAACGCUGAUGGACCAACUCUCCGGCGGUCAGUUCCCAACAACAAUGAAUGGAGUCGUAUCAUCAAUGUCAUCUCGACGGCUCUUAAUUGUAUUAAUAGUAACCACGAUGAUUUUGCUCGCCGGAUCCUCUCGGAGACUUUCUCAACUCCAUUAUAUACUUCCAUGAACUUGGGGUCGGAUCUAACUUACUGAUGGCGAUGUGAUGAGACUGCACUGGAUUUGCUUUGAUUAGGAGUUCCCAUGUAUUAAGUUUAAUAUAAAUAAUUGUGUGCCUUUCGUGUAGAUUAUUUUCAAUUGUUUGCUGUUUGGGAACAAAUGUCUGCUUCAUGACAAAUAUUUUUAAUAAAUGGUGAAUAAUGGAUAUCCAUCUAAUGUUUGCAAUGAGAAAUUUGUAUACUAAUUAUGUUGUAUAUUUAGCAAACUUUCUGUUGUUAAAACAUUUCACCUAUUUUUAGAAGAUUACAUUUCCUUAACACCUCUCAGACAGGGAUUUUUUAUUCACUUAAGACGAAGGCCAUUAUUAUGUAAGAAUUGAUCUGUUUGCAUUUAUUAAAUGACGAAGGCAUCAACAAUAUAAAUUGUUUAUUAUACUGGUUUUAUUA
Messenger RNA from Procambarus clarkii (red swamp crayfish), 1293 nucleotides. The record is from RefSeq and is a predicted model, not a curated record. Lineage: Eukaryota; Metazoa; Arthropoda; Malacostraca; Decapoda; Cambaridae.